AUGGCCGAACAACAACUAGGAGUGCUAAAGGCACUCGAUGUUGCGAAGACGCAACUUUACCAUUUUACGGCAAUUGUCAUCGCCGGUAUGGGUUUCUUUACGGAUGCCUAUGAUCUUUUCUGUGUCUCUCUCGUGACCAAGCUCCUUGGCCGCCUCUACUACUUCAAUCCGGCCUCAGAAAAGCCUGGCUCCCUUCCUCCUCAUGUUGCGGCUGCAGUCAACGGUGUGGCUCUCUGUGGAACCCUUGCCGGUCAGCUUUUCUUUGGAUGGCUCGGUGACAAGCUCGGAAGGAAGAAAGUUUACGGUAUCACUUUGAUCAUGAUGAUCGUGUGCUCCGUCGCUUCUGGUCUCUCCUUCGGCAACAAAGCCAAGGGAGUCAUGACCACUCUUUGCUUCUUCAGGUUUUGGUUGGGAUUCGGUAUUGGUGGUGACUACCCUCUUUCUGCCACCAUCAUGUCUGAAUAUGCAAACAAGAAGACUCGUGGUGCUUUUAUCGCGGCUGUGUUCGCCAUGCAAGGUGUCGGUAUCUUGGCCGGAGGUUUCGUGGCACUUGCCGUAUCUUCCAUUUUCGACAAGAAGUUCCCAGCUCCGAUCUAUUCAGUCNACAGGGCUCUCUCAACNCCNCCACANGCUGAUUACAUUUGGAGAAUCAUCGUCAUGUUUGGUGCNCUACCCGCAGCCUUGACUUACUACUGGCGUAUGAANAUGCCAGAAACCGCUCGUUACACCGCUUUGGUGGCCAAGAACAUCAAACAAGCCACACAAGACAUGUCCAAGGUCUUACAAGUGGAACUUGAGAUGGAGGAGAGGGCAGAGGACAUCGUUCAAGACCCAAGACUUAACUAUGGAUUGUUCUCCAAGGAAUUCGCUAGACGCCACGGUCUUCCCCUCCUCGGGUGUACCUCUACUUGGUUCUUGCUUGACAUUGCCUUUUACAGCCAAAACUUGUUCCAAAAGGAUAUCUUUUCGGCUAUUGGAUGGAUCCCAAAGGCAGCAACCAUGAACGGAAUCCACGAGGUUUUCAUGAUCGCUAGGGCACAAACCCUCAUCGCACUCUGCAGUACUGUCCCAGGUUACUGGUUCACGGUCGCAUUUAUUGACAUCAUGGGAAGGUUCGCCAUCCAACUCAUGGGAUUCUUCAUGAUGACCGUCUUUAUGUUCGCCAUUGCCUUCCCUUACAACCACUGGAUCAAACCAGACAACCGUAUCGGAUUCGUGAUCAUGUACUCACUCACUUUCUUCUUCGCCAACUUUGGACCCAACGCAACCACGUUCAUUGUCCCCGCGGAGAUCUUCCCGGCCAGGCUAAGGUCCACAUGCCACGGAAUAUCAGCCGCGACAGGUAAGGCUGGAGCCAUCGUGGGAGCCUUCGGGUUCCUGUAUGCGGCUCAGCCACAAGACAAGACCAAGACAGACGCUGGUUACCCACCAGGUAUCGGAGUGAAGAACUCAUUGAUCAUGCUUGGUGUUAUUAACUUCAUCGGUAUGCUCUUCACCUUCCUUGUCCCAGAGCCCAAGGGUAAGUCUCUUGAAGAGCUCUCUGGCGAGACUGAGGUUGAGAAAUGA
Arabis nemorensis is the source of this 1566-nucleotide messenger RNA. The record is from the annotation of a GenBank genome assembly. Lineage: Eukaryota; Viridiplantae; Streptophyta; Magnoliopsida; Brassicales; Brassicaceae.